UAAAACAAGUCCUUGCCACCUCGGCACAGACAGUAGCCUUGAAGCUAAAARGAAGCUUGACUCAAAAGUUGUGUUUAAAAAAAUGGUUAAACAAACUAUACAGAUAUUUGGUCGCAUUAAACCUACAAAGAAAACUGUGGCGGUGUACUCUGUGGACAGAGAGAAAACUGGUGCCUCCUUGGAGUUUUUGGUGCCCAGGGACCUGGUUGAUGGCUUUGUUAACAACAAGAGAGAAGUCUACAAGUUCAGGUUCCAAAAAAUAUUUGAUCAGCACGCCAAACAAGAGGACAUAUUUGAAGAUAUUGCUAAACCAGUGGCAGAAAGUGUACUGGCUGGCUAUAACGGCACCGUAUUUGCUUACGGCCAGACAGGCAGCGGAAAAACCUUCACCAUCACAGGAGGCGCUGAACGUUUUUGUGACCGUGGCAUAAUUCCUCGUACCCUGUCCUUCCUGUAUGAACGCUUCAGUCAGGACAGCAGCAUGGUGUACACCACGCAUGUAUCCUAUCUGGAGAUCUACAAUGAGGUGGGAUAUGACCUUUUGGAUUCCCGACAUGAAGCAUCUCGACUGGAGGACCUCCAAAAAGUAAUAAUAAUGGAGGAUUCAGAGCAGAAUAUCCAUCUCAGGAACUUGUCUAUGCUUCAGUCAGCAAAUGAAGAGGAGGCUCUGAAUUUACUCUUCCUGGGUGACACCAACCGUAUGAUUGCAGAAACUCCCAUGAACCAGGCUUCCACCCGCUCACACUGUAUUUUCACCGUGCACCUMUGCAGGCGUGAACCUGGCUCAGCCACCGUGCUGCGAUCCAAGCUUCACCUGGUGGACCUGGCUGGGUCGGACAGAGUUAGCAAGACAGGUCUAGAUGGGCAGCUGCUCACUGAYGCCAAAUAUAUCAACCUUUCCCUGCACUACUUGGAACAGGUGAUAAUAGCACUUUCUGAGAAGAAUCGCUCCCAUAUCCCAUACAGAAACUCCAUGUUGACAUCAGUUCUGAGGGACAGCCUCGGGGGCAACUGCAUGACCACUAUGAUCGCCACAUUGGCAGUCGACAAAAGGAACCUUGAUGAGUCCAUCUCUACAUGUCGCUUUGCUCAGCGUGUGGCUCUCAUCAAGAAUGAGGCGAUAUUAAAUGAAGAAUUGGAUCCUGCCCUGCUGAUUGCGCAAUUGAAAAGAGAGCUCGUGUCAGUGAAGGAAGAGCUGACAAUGGUGACGGGAAAGCAGCGAGAUGAUCAGCUAACCGCAGAAGAAAUCCGGAAGUUGCAUGAGCUCGUAAAGGCUUUUGUAAAUGACCCAGAUCCAGAUGUGACCCUCUCCCUGGGACCAGACAUGAGAAAAAUCCAACGCUGUUUCUCCCUUCUGAAGUCAAUGAUUAUGGACAAACAUGGUGAACAAAAUGUGUGCAGUGAGCGACAACAGUCACCAACAGGAAGGAAAGAAAACAUCAGAAAUGACAGUACAACAGAAGAGGCCAAAUUAAAGGAGAUUCUUAAGCAACGUGAUAACGAGAUCAGUAUCCUAGUGAAGAUACUGAAAAAAGAAAAAAAACGGGCAGAUGAUGCUUCAGCUCAGCUUGCUAACAUCAGCAAUCGCCAAAACUUGUUCUCCCACAUGGCCCYGAGCACGUCAACGGCAUCACAAUCAAGAGAGGCAAACGUGGACACCUUUCCAGGAAAGCAUGAAGGACAAGCAUCCGCAAUGCUCCAGUUGAAAGAAGGAAAUGUGGAAACCUUAGCAGCAGGUCAUAGUGGAAGAAUAUCCGCACUGUCACAGCGGAGAGAACGAAACACGGACAUCUUUUUCACAAACAACGCGGAAUAUGCAAACCCAAUGUUUCCAUUUAGACGAAGAAAUGAAAAAAUCUUUGCAGAUGAUGAAAAAGAGUCCCCAAACCUGCCGCUGACGGGCAGAAACAUGGACACCUUUCCACUGAACCACGAAGGGCAAGCUUUUACAAGACUCCAGUUAAAAGAAAGCAACUUUGAAAUGAACCAUGAAGGACAAGUGUCUACAGUGUCUCAGGUGAAAAAGGCAAACAUGGCCACCUCGCCAGCAGAACAUGGAAGAGAAGUGUUAACAAGGAAACCAUUGAAAGAAGGAAGCAUGGACACCCAUCCUUUAGAACACAGAGGACAAGCUAUUCAGUACAUGAAAAGAGAUCCACAGUUUUCCAUUGGAAAACGAGAGGCCUUUGAGAUCUUUAUUAGGGAUCAUGAGGAGCAUCUAACCGUUGAAGACAACAAGAAAAUACUCAAAGAAAGAUCAGCUGAGACCAGAAAACUUGGAGAACAACUGAAUGAAACCAAAAACAGAAUCAAUGAGUUGAAGAAGCAGUUACAGUUGCGGAGGAAACAGAUGGCAGCUCAUGAUUUGAUGGAGAAUCGCACACAGGAGGAGUUCGACCCUGUGGAAGAAAACCUGCGCAAACAAAUUAAAGAAGAAAAAACAGCUUACAAGAACACGUUCGGGCGCCUAAAAGCGCUGGGGACAGAGAUUGAGCAUCUGCAGCUGUUGUUGGAGAGGGUGAAGGUCAAGAUCCAGAAAGAUUUCCAGAAGUGGUGGAGCCAGGAGGCUUCUGAUCUGCAGGAGUCUGAGUUGGGAGCUGCAGCCAGAUGUAACGCAGCUUCAUCAAACGGAUCCUUGCUGCCAUCUUCACCUGGCACUCCAGGAUUUUGUUCUCCUGGUCUGAGCAGCACACUGAAGGAGUCUCCAGCAGACCGAGACUUAAAUCCAGACCGAUCAACCUCUUCAACUCAAGCUCUGAGAAGCCCUGUCUCCAUUAAGGUCCCUGUGCCAUCCUGGCAGGAUAAGCCUUUAGAUGGGAAGAUGGGUCUGGAUCUCAAUCCUUCUGCAGAAUUGAGGGAUCUUUCCGCAACAACAAUCACGACGUCUUCUAUUCCACUGACUGGAGAUCAGCAAGUUGAUGCAGAUAUCCUGGCUUUUGUCAUGGCCCGGAAAAACCUCCUCAGCAGGAUAG
Austrofundulus limnaeus is the source of this 2972-nucleotide messenger RNA. It is a transcript of the gene kif6, whose product is annotated as kinesin family member 6. The record is from RefSeq and is a predicted model, not a curated record. NCBI's taxonomy places the organism in Eukaryota, Metazoa, Chordata, Actinopteri, Cyprinodontiformes, Rivulidae. Gene Ontology annotation, molecular function: ATP binding; microtubule motor activity; microtubule binding. Gene Ontology annotation, biological process: microtubule-based movement.